Molecule: messenger RNA, 993 nt
Organism: Phycomyces blakesleeanus NRRL 1555(-)
Lineage: Eukaryota; Fungi; Mucoromycota; Mucoromycetes; Mucorales; Phycomycetaceae
Exons: 5
Coding region: 1-993 (330 amino acids)
Source: RefSeq, a predicted model, not a curated record
AUGAAUUCUACAACUAAAAUCUACACUGUUAUGUGUACAUGUUCAUCAUGUACCAAAAAUGCAAUUGACGGAAUUUUGCAAAAUGCACAGACCUUUAAGCUUAAUACACAAGUUGUCAAAGAAGAUACAAAUGUUGAGAUGGUAGAUGUAUCUGAAACAUCAAUUGAUUAUGAAGACAAUUAUUCUAUUGUAUCAGCCAAAACUACUGUACAGAGUGUACCUUUUUUGAGAGAAGAUGAGAUUUUUCAAUUCGAAGAGUCUGAUGUUGAGACAACAUUAUUGGCUUCUGACAAUGACGAUCCUGAUUCAAGCGAUGAGUCUGAAGAUGAGAGCGAAGUUGAGGUUGCUGGUGUUGAAGAUUUUGAAGACAUGGUUGCUUCCGUUGCUUCUUUGAAAAUUCAUGAAAUGUCUCAAACAAGCCAAUUCAUGGCUCUAUUUGGCGUUAUCUUUCAGGCGUUUUACUUGGUUCAAGCAGGUGGAACUGCUAUGUUGAAAUUCUUCCACCAUCUUCUUAUUGCCUUUGAUAAGGAUACUGAUCUCCCACUCACCAUUGAUGCAUUAAAGACUAUGACCGGCUUCAAUUUCAUGACAAAAAGCAUUGUCAAAUACACCAUCUGCAACAAGUGCUUUGCAAUUUAUCUACCAGGCAAUCGCCAACCAAAUUGCACAUUCGAAAAAUACACAACCACACCAUCAACAUAUUGCGGAAAUCCUCUUUUCUCUGACACUGAAGCUGAUCGCACCGUCCCUCUCAUGGUUUUCCCAUACAACUCGCUCAAGAAUGCAUUGGCACAGCAUUUCGCCAAACCUGGGGAAACCGUAAACAGUACCUUGUUGGACGUCUAUGAUGGUGCAAUGUGGUCUGAGCUCCUUGAUGAAGAUGACGAGCCUUUUGUGAAUCACGACCAUUCUUUGAUGUUGAAAUUGAAUGUAGAUUGGUUUCAACUAUUUGAGGGUCUUCACAUGCAAGUGGGGCCUUGUACUUGUCAAUGA